AUGGCUUGGAGACGCCUGAUCCGCCCCGCGGGCGCGGCCGCCACUUCCGCAGCGGCCCUGGCUGUGUCUGUGGGACACCCGAGCCGCUGCGAUGACAAGGAUCCACCGCAUCCUCCGCGCUAUCCGUUCUGGAUCAAGUCGAUCUUCCAUGCCCACGAGAUUCCAUCCGUCCGUCGCGGCUAUGAAGUCUACAGGCAGGUCUGCGCCACGUGCCACUCCAUGAAGCAGCUUCACUUCCGCCACUUGGUCAACUUUGUUCUGCCGGAGAAGCGCAUGAAGGAGAUUGCAUCUUCCUACGACGUCGUUGAUGGUCCCAAUGACGAGGGAGAGAUGUUCACUCGCCCGGGCAUUCUGGUUGAUGCCUUCCCUUCGCCCUACCCCAACGAGGAGGCGGCGCGCUACGCGAACGGAGGUGCCAACCCACCGGACCUGUCGGUCUACACCACGGCGAAGCACGAGGGCUUGGACUACAUCUUCGCAUUGUUGCUUGGAUACCGUGAUCCUCCAGCCGGCAUCGAGGUCCGUGACGGGUUGUACUACAACGUGUACUUUCCUGGAGGCUUGAUCGGCAUGCCCAGCCCUCUGCAUUCGGAUGGCCUUGUGGAUUACGAGGAUGGAACGCCCUGCACGAAGUCACAGAUGGCCAAGGACGUGGUGAACUUCCUUUGCUGGGCCGCCGAGCCAGCCCACGACGAGCGUAAGUUGAUCGGCUUGAAGGCGAUGUCGGCUUGCUUCGUCGGUACCUUCAUCGUGGGCUUCUGGUACAGAAGCAUGUGGAUCGGGAUUGUGGCUGUGCUCUGCGCGGCACUCCUCGGCGCACACCUGGGAGGCAGAGCUUUUGCGGUCAACCCGGUGCCUGUCCUGGUGGCGUUUUCUGCGAACAAGCACUUUGCGGCGGUGUCGCUGGGAGGUGAAUCAGGAUGCCCCUCCACGCCGGCUUCACUGCUGAAGGAGCUGGAGCGCUGGAUGCAGUCCACCGGCUCCUGGCCCAGUCCUUACAGCCCCGACGUCACCGGGAAGCCCACGGCAUACCGCACCCUGGGCUACGGCCACGUGCGAAGCAAGCUCGGUGGCUACUGGAAGGAAGGGCGGCUGCUUGUGUCCUGCUACGACGCGCUGUCGUGGCUUCGAAAAGGAGAAGAGCCCUCCUCCGAGAUAAAGCCGCCGGAUGCCGAUGAUGUGCGGCGGGGGAUGGAGCGCGUGACGGAGCGCGCGAGCAGCGAAGCCUCCGAUGCAGAGCUGAGGCAGUGGAUCUCGAAGGAGUACGGGGCUGCUGGCCUAAAGCAACUCCUCGGGGCGGCACAGGAUCCGGGCAACACCUCCUUGCAGGUGCUGAAGGAGUUCUUCACAUGGUUUCGGGAUGACUUCCCUUACUAUCGAGGUGCUUGCAAGUCCUGCCAAAACAGCACAGACUGCCUUGGACUGGUGAGGCUCCGGCUGCGUUUUGCUUCCGGGCCCGGCGAGCGCGAGCGCAAGGAGGGAGGUGCCGGCGUCUCGGAGGUUUACUUCUGCACAGGUUGCAACGUGACGACCUUCUUUCCCCGCUUUCGCACGGUGCGCCCAGUGCUCGGUGCUCAUCGCGGGCGAUGUGGAGAGUACUCCUGGGUGGCCUUGCGGCUCCUCGAGGCGCUUGGCUUCGGGGCGCGCUGGGUCGACAACUACGCGGGCCACGUCUGGGUGGAAGCCUUUGCGGCUGGGCGCUGGGUUCACAUCGACCCGUGUGAGGCUGCAGUGGAUGCCACCUGGACGCAGAGGGACAAGCUUUCCUCUGCGAAGCAGAGAGAGGCCGGAUGUUGGGAAAAGUUCUACGCCGUGAUAAUCUGUGCCUUCGUAGCUUCAACUGGGCUCUUCCACGGCUACGAUAACGGCGUGGUGAAUGGCGUCUUUACUAUGGCCAGCUUUAGGGAGAUGAUGGGCUGGCCGGCGACAGAAAGUGCCAGCGUUGCCUUCUGGGAAGGCCUCACCGUGAACGGCUUCAACGUCGGCGCAGCCGUGGCUGCUGUCCUUGCGGGCCACUUGCUUGUGGAUAGGCACGGAAGGCAUCCUGCGCUUCUCAUGGGCUCCCUGCUUUUUGCCUUGGGUGGUGGAGUACAAGGGUCGGCGCAGAACAGGGCUAUGCUUAUCGUGGGAAGGGUAGUGGCCGGUAUCGGUGUAGGUAUCACCUCAUCAGCUGGGCCAGCCUUCAUUUCCGAAGUCGCCCCGGAGAAGAUCCGUGGUAUGCUUGUAGGCAUCUAUCAAAACAACGUCUGCUUAGCCAUCGUGGCUGCUGCAGUGCUGAACUACGCCGUCCACGACACCGUGCUCGGCUGGCGCUUGUCUCUGGGCGGUACCUUCGGCACCUGGAAUCCAGCCAGAGGCUUUGAGGAAAUUAGCCAAAUCAUCUACCUUCGAACUACGAUUUGUACCGGCGUUGUCAUGCACCCAGACACGGUAAGACUUCACGUGCUCAGCAUCACUCUCAAGUUCAGGAAGGCCUUCGCAACGUGCUUUCUGUUCCCAUGGGCUGCUGCGGAAACCUCUGUGAAGUCAGUGGAGUGCACGUCAACGUCGGUGUGUCCGAAGAUCUCCAAGAGCUCGAAAGGAUCCAAAUCGCUAUCGGGCUUUGAGCGCUUAGACGCAUCCGACAUGUUGCUCACCAUCGUGCCCUCGAGAAGCUCGGGGUGGUGCACGGUGAUGAGGUUGGCAUCGGCAAGAUGCUUCAGCCAGGCACGAAACUCGGCAUACUUCGCUACGUCUGCACUUGAACGUGCCGCCAUGGCCGGAAAAGGAGACGACAGGCAAGAACAUCAGAGGGCGUUGCUGGCUCGACAGUGCACCUGGUGGGACACUGUCGGCACCCAUACGCACAGGAUGACCCUGGGCGACCCAUACACAUAG
This is a messenger RNA of Symbiodinium sp. CCMP2592, 2877 nucleotides long. Lineage: Eukaryota; Dinophyceae; Suessiales; Symbiodiniaceae. The record is from the annotation of a GenBank genome assembly.